AUGCCGAUCAAGGCCAUGCUUUUUACGGUGGUGGUGGCGGCUUCGACAGCCGCCGGUUGUGCAGCAACAGUGAAGCAUGACUUAGCAGCCACGGCCACGCCGGCGUCCGACACACAGGUCAAGUGCGCCUGCUACCCCUGCGAGUGCCCGCAAAAUCCACCGCCGCCGCCUCCGAAGUGGCCCGUGCCGUAUUGUCCACCUCCGCCCCCGCCGUUGUAUCUGGACAUAAUAGGCACGCCAGCUCAUAUGUACCCGUUCGAUCCUUCGUACUACCCCUCGAGCGCUUGCCGUAGCUUCCCCGGGACGAUGCUGGUCUUCCUGCUCUCCGGCCUGGUCGCACUGUCGAAGCUCUGGUGA
Molecule: messenger RNA, 357 nt
Organism: Musa acuminata AAA Group (dessert banana)
Lineage: Eukaryota; Viridiplantae; Streptophyta; Magnoliopsida; Zingiberales; Musaceae
Product: leucine-rich repeat extensin-like protein 6
Exons: 1
Coding region: 1-357 (118 amino acids)
Source: RefSeq, a predicted model, not a curated record